CCCCAACAAUAUGAUUUAGCAGUUUUAUCCCGAUGCGGGUGUCCUUCCUCUCUGUAAAGUCGUAAGUACCUUGAGGUGGGAGGAGUAAAUUCAGCCUGACACUGAGAGCGCUUUUGUUGAAACAGGAGAGACUUGCGGUGUCCCUACUUAAAUAUGACACAUGACGAUGGACAGGCCGCCCGCGCCGCCGCCCCCCAGUGACCCCCGCGAUGCCCGCCCCCCCCGGCGGCACGAGUCGGAAGCGGAAAACACGAGCGAGCCGGAGAGCAGCCGCGGGGGGAUGGAGGCGCCCGGAGACCCCCAGCUGCUGCUCAACGGGGCCGCCAAGGAGGCGGGCCGGCCCUCCCCCGGGCCCCCCGCCGCCGCCGUGCCCGUCAUCGAGCUCGUGCGCCGGGGGGGCUCCCUGGACAUAAAAGGGCGCGAGGCGGCGGGGGAGGCGAUGCAGAGAGCGCCGGGCGCCGAGCCGUGCCGCGCCGCCGAGGCCGCGUGCGAGGCGCGCAUGGUGCAGCUGAGCCCCCCCGCGCUGCCGCUGCAGCCCCCCGGCAGGGCCAUGCUCUACAACCUGGGCCAGCCGCUCGCCACCAUCAACAGCGGUUUCUUCGGGGAGCCCGACUCGUUCUCCGUGUACGGCGGCAACCGCGUCAAGAGGAGACCGUCCCCGUACGAGAUGGAGAUCACGGACGGUCCUCAUACAAAAGUGGUUCGGCGCAUUUUUACCAAUAGCCGGGAGAGGUGGAGACAGCAGAACGUCAAUGGAGCCUUUGCAGAGCUUCGCAAGCUCAUCCCAACUCACCCACCCGACAAGAAACUGAGCAAGAAUGAGAUUUUACGCCUGGCUAUGAAAUACAUCAACUUCCUGGCCAAGCUGCUCAAUGACCAGGAGGAAGAAGGAAACCAAAGGGGCAAGGUGAACAAAGACUCUGGGAUGGUCCAGGAAGACCUCCUGCAGGACAUGUUGUCUCCUAACUCUAGCUGUGGAAGUUCUUUAGAUGGAGCAGCAAGCCCAGACAGCUUCACAGAAGAACAUGAAACACUAGAUUCAAAGCACACACGAAGUCUGCAUCACUCUAUUCUUCCUGUAGAAGGCAACGCGCAGCGAUGAUGACCUUCCAAGCCGCUCCUGAAGCACGAGGGGAAAAGGAAGACCUAAGAAUGUGGAUACUGGAAUUUGUACUCUUGGAAUUUCUGACUCUGCAUUUACGGAAGGCCUUGGGGACUUGGGCUCCAAGUUCUCACAGCCUCAGGACUGAGAGGACAGUGAGCUAGCUGAGAACAAGACCAAAACAGAUUGACGUUCAACAUUUAGGUACGUGAUCGUACAAAGAAGAAAAGCAUUGAAGUCAUCUUCAUUGUACAUAUUGCUCAUAAUAUGACUCUGAGAAGGGGAACAAAACCUGGCUGACACCUCUCCAGCAUUUAGAGAGUUUUCAGACCAUUUGACAACUGUCACUUUUUAAACAGAAUAGUCACCCAGCUGAGACAUAUAACUCAUUCACUCCUCUUUCACUGCCAGCUGAGGCCACCUAUGCUUUCCAAUGGCACGUGGCACUGCAGACUGCUGAGAUCUGACAGGACAAGAGCAUUUCUCCAUCCUGUGGCAAAGAAGUACAUGCAACUUGACUGAGCAGAAGGUGUUCGUGUUGACUGUACCUUUCUAAAGAGGUGAAAAAUGCCCUCAGCAAAAAGAAUAUUAAAAGGAUUAAGACUUUUUUUU
This is a messenger RNA of Nothoprocta perdicaria, 1714 nucleotides long. It is a transcript of the gene TAL1, whose product is annotated as TAL bHLH transcription factor 1, erythroid differentiation factor. The record is from RefSeq and is a predicted model, not a curated record. NCBI's taxonomy places the organism in Eukaryota, Metazoa, Chordata, Aves, Tinamiformes, Tinamidae. Bases 161 to 1102 code for a protein of 313 amino acids. Gene Ontology annotation, biological process: regulation of transcription by RNA polymerase II. The transcript is spliced from 5 exons. Gene Ontology annotation, molecular function: DNA-binding transcription factor activity, RNA polymerase II-specific; protein dimerization activity; RNA polymerase II cis-regulatory region sequence-specific DNA binding.